Molecule: messenger RNA, 2284 nt
Organism: Sceloporus undulatus (fence lizard)
Lineage: Eukaryota; Metazoa; Chordata; Lepidosauria; Squamata; Phrynosomatidae
Exons: 7
Coding region: 1-1794 (597 amino acids)
Biological process (GO): humoral immune response; T cell activation involved in immune response; defense response
Cellular component (GO): extracellular region
Molecular function (GO): cytokine activity; type I interferon receptor binding
Source: RefSeq, a predicted model, not a curated record
AUGCUCACCAAAGGCUGGCUUUUGCACAUUGCCCUUGCAAUGGUCCUGGUCAUUGAAGCUUCAGCUCAGGACUGUGGCCAACUGCUCACUAGGCUACGGGAAGCCAACCAGGCCCACCUGGAGCUUCUGGACAGCAAAAUGGGGUCCACCCAGCAGUGCAACGAUGAUCUAAUCAGCUACUCUCCCAAGGAGGAUCUCCCCACCAAUAUUGGUGUCUCUGAGGAGGAAAAUGUCAAGGCAGCCAUUCAAGAAGCCCUCCAGCAAACAGGCCACAUCUUCAGGCAGAACUCUACUGCAAUGGCUUGGGAUGAGGAUUCCAUAAGCGCUUUCCGUGCUGGACUGGAUCAGCAAAGUGAGAACCUGAAGAGCUGCUUGAGUGCAUCUCCAAGGAGCCAGAGACUUCAGCUCACCAGACUGAAAGUGAAAAGAUACUUCCGAAGCCUGAGUGACCUCCUGAAAGAGAAAGUGUACAGCCAGUGCGCCUGGGAGAUUGUCCAGAUCCAAGUCAAGCAAUGUUUUCUCUGGAUUGAGAAACUCAUCCAAGUGGUCCCAAAUGAAGCUCAUCUGCAGUCACUGAUACACUGCUCUGCAAUCCAGAAAAAACCCCUCACUCUUUCCAACCCCACCAUGAUCACAAAGGUUUGGCUCCUUGACAUUUGCCUUACAGUGUUGCUCCUUACUGAAACUUUGUCCCAAAAUUGUAAUCACCUUCGCAAAAGCCUUCUGGAAGAUAACAAGGAGAACUUGGGAGUUUUGAGAAAUCAAAUGGGAUCGGUUUUUCCUCUACAGUGCUUGAAUGAUAUAAUUAGCUUUUCAUCCCAACCUGAAGAAGAAAAUCUCCAAAAUAUUUUUGAACUCCAGAAGGAGAAUGCCACAGUGGCCCUCCAUGAAAUCCUCAAACAGAUACUUUGCAUCAUCGGUCAAAACCAUACCAAAUUGUCUUGGGAUGAGAGUUCCAUUGGUGUUUUUAAGAUUGGAUUGAACCAGGAAAUUGACAAAUUGAAACCAUGCUUGGGUGAAGAUGAAGAGGAUGUCAGGGAGACAGUGAAAGCGUAUUUCAAGCGAAUCAAGGAUUUCCUGAAAGAAGGGGAGUACAGCCAGUGCUCCUGGGAGGUGGUCCAAAUUGAAAUUAGUCGAUUUUUUGUGGUGAUGGGUCAACUCAUCAGAAAGCUUCAGACAAAAGAAACUGUUGUGGAACCUGAAGCAGAUGAAACUGAAACUGGGACUACAGCACGCCCAUGUCUCUUACCAGGGAUAUUUGGAUUUGCUCAGGGCUGUAGCCGACUUCGUGGAAAGCUACAUGAAACCAACCAGGAUAAUUUGGAACUUCUGAGUACCAGAAUGGGAACAAGCAUUCCCCGAAUAUGCAUCAAUGAAGUCAUCAAGUUCUCAUCCAGAUUAGAUGAAAACAAGCUCCCGAGCAUUAAUGAAUUCCAGCCAGAGAAUGCCACGGUGGCCAUAGAUGAAAUCCUCCAACAGAUCAUUUACACCUUGAGUCAAAAACACGAUGAUUUGUCUUGGGAUGACAAAUCUGUAUCUGUUUUCAAGCUGGGAUUGGCCCAGGAAAUUGUGACACUGGGACCAUGUUUGCAUGGAGGAAUGGAUGAUACCAGAAAGGCAGUAAGAAACUACUUCAGACAUAUCAAUAAUCUUCUGAAAGACAAGGAGUACAGCAUGUGUGCCUGGAAGAUUGUCCAGAUGGAGAUUAGACAAUGUUUAACAGUGAUUGAUCAACUCAUCGCAAGACUCCCGAAACAAAGCUCCUGUGCCCAUACCCAUGAAGGAUCACAUUGAGACUUAAGCCUAUGUAAUCUUCCAAGAACAUCAGAUUUACUUGCCAGUCAUUGACAUAGUCAUAGAAGAACAGCUGAAUGAAAUUGCAACAUGAAAAGAGUAAAGCAUUCAGCUUUCACUGGAUUUUCCCCUUGACAGAUUUAUAGAAAACAAAACAUCUGUUGCAAAAUUGUUUCACUAUAUUUUAAAAUAGUAUAAUAAAAUUUUGAACUAUGCAGGGCUACACUGAAGACUUGCACAGAAAAUAAAUGUUGCAAAGGAAAACACAAGACUUAUGGAAUAAAAACAGGACAGCCAGAAGAUUCUGUGCAAAAUUUUGUCCACCUUCUGUUAACCUAAUGACAUUUAACUGGAGGAAUGUUGUUUGGAUUGAAUACAGCAAUGACUCUGUAGCAUGUUUUGUCUUUAAAGAUCUAAACUAUGAUGCCACAACCACUUAAGCUCACUCAGAAAAUGCUAUUUACAUUUCAGAAGCUAUCAUAUCUUCUCA